AUGCGCGGCGGUGAGGGGGCUGUGUACCCGAUGCGCGGCGGUGAGGGGGCUGUGUUUCCGAGUCACGGCGGUGCGGGGGCUGUGUACCCGAGUCACGGCGGUGCGGGGACUGUGUACCCGAUGCGCGGCGAUGAGGGGGCUGUGUACCCGAUGCGCGGCGGUGAGGGGGCUGUGUUCCCGAGUCUCGGCGGUGCGGGGGCUGUGUACCCGAGUCACGGCGGUGCGGGGGCUGUGUACCCGAUGCGCGGCGGUGAGGGGGCUGUGUUCCCGAGUCACGGCGGUGCGGGGGCUGUCCCCAAGUCACGGUGGUGCGCGGGCUGUAUCCCCGAGGCGCUGCGGUGCGGGGGCUGUCCCCCAGAGGCACGGCGGUGCGGGUGCUGUGUCCCCGAGUCACGGCGGUGCUGGGGCUGUGUACCCGAAGCACGGAGGUGUAGGGGCCGUGUUCCCGAGGCGCGGCGGUACUGGGUCUGUGUACCCGAGGCGUGGUGGCGCUGGGGCUGUGUCCCCGAGUCACGGCGGUGCGGGGGCUUUGUCACCGAGGUGUGGCGGCACUGGUGUUGUAUACCCGAGGUGCAGUGGCGCGGGGAUUGUGUACCCGAGGUGCGUCAGUGCGGGGGCUGUGUACCCGAGUUGCGGCGGUGCGGGGGCUGUAUCCCCGAGGCACGGCGGUGCGGGGGCUGUGUAACCGGGGCACAGCGGUGUGAGGGCUGUGUACUCGAGGCGCAGCGGUGCGCAGGCUGUGUCCCCGAGGCACGGCAAUGCGGGGGUUGUGUCCCCGAUGCGCGGCGUCGCUGGGGUUGUGUACCCGAGGUGCAGCGGUGUGGGGGCUGUGUCCCCGAGGCGCGUCGGUGCUGGGGCUGUGUACCCGGGGUACAGCGGUGCGGGGGCUGUGUCCCCGAGGCGCGGCGUUGCUGGGGCUGUAUAUCCGAGGUGCAGCGGUGCGGGGACUGUGUCCCCGAGGCGCGGCAGUGCUAG
This is a messenger RNA of Scylla paramamosain (green mud crab), 975 nucleotides long. RefSeq names its product keratin-associated protein 5-5-like. NCBI's taxonomy places the organism in Eukaryota, Metazoa, Arthropoda, Malacostraca, Decapoda, Portunidae. The transcript has a single exon. The record is from RefSeq and is a predicted model, not a curated record. Bases 1 to 975 code for a protein of 324 amino acids.